Caenorhabditis briggsae is the source of this 975-nucleotide messenger RNA. NCBI's taxonomy places the organism in Eukaryota, Metazoa, Nematoda, Chromadorea, Rhabditida, Rhabditidae. The transcript is spliced from 5 exons. The record is from RefSeq and is a predicted model, not a curated record. The coding region runs from base 1 to 975 and encodes 324 amino acids.
AUGCUUUAUUCAGAACUAUUCCACCGCUUGAUGGCCAAUUCUGGAUCCGCCUUCUGUGAUUUUGCAAUUCGUCCGAAGGAAAUGCAGGCAAAAGUGUUCAGAGAGUUCGCUAAAUUCCAGGGGUACACUGGAAACGAUUCGACAAGUCUCUUGCGCUGGUACCAAGAUCAGAAUCCCAAAAUAUUCACCGAAACUUCAAAGUUUAAAAGACCAGCUUCCGGUUUUUUAUCGUUUAUUCCUAAUUUCGAUGGUGAUUUCUUCCCGAAACCAUUUGAUGAACUGAGGAAAAUGGCUCCAAAAAUGGAUGUAUUGGUUACUGUAACCGAGUAUGAAGGAUUGAUAAUGGCGGCUUUCCAACCAAAAAAUAAAACUUUCGAUGAAGUGGUUUCUGAGAUUUUUGCAGCGGACCGAGUAAAAGAUCCCGAAGCAACAAAGAAGACAAUUGUAGAUUUUUACAUGAAAAAUGUGGAUGAUAACGAUACAAACGCUCUCACCAAGAAAAUGAUAGAAUUCAUUGGAGAUGCCGAGUUCAACAUUGGGACACUCUAUUCUGUCAGAUCAAGUAUAAAAUAUGGAAAUAAUGUCUAUCUAGGUUCAUUUGAUUACUUCAACAAAUACUCCGAAAAUCCUGUUACCAUGCUUUUCCCAUUCAAAGCUGCAUACCACGGAUCAGAUUUGAGAUAUAUUUUGGGAGAAAGUAUGGAAAAGUACAAAACAACUGAAGAAGAAUUGAGCGUGAUGGAUAUGAUGGGAACUUUUGUGGCUAACUUUGCUAAAUAUGGUAAUCCAAAUGGAAAGAAUGGGCCGGAGAUUUGGGAAAAGUACAGUGAAGAUCAUCCAGAGAGAUAUUUCAAAAUUGAUUAUCCAAAAGGUGAAAUGAAGGAAAACUUUCAAAAUGGAAGACUGAAUAUCUACGACGAGAUUAAUAAAAAUGCUAUAAAAUAUCAAGAAAUUGUCUAUGGACGGAAGAUUUAA